AUGGGAGUUCCAGAUAAAGAUCCUCUUUCACAGUUGAGUUUACCUCCUGGUUUCAGAUUCUUCCCUACCGAUGAAGAGCUUCUUGUUCAGUACCUAUGUCGCAAAGUUGCAGGACACCAUUUUUCUUUGCCAAUUAUUGCUGAAAUUGAUUUAUACAAAUUCGAUCCAUGGGUUCUUCCAGGCAAAGCGAAUUUCGGUGAGAAAGAGUGGUAUUUCUUCAGUCCAAGGGACAGGAAAUAUCCAAACGGUUCACGACCAAACAGAGUUGCUGGGUCAGGCUACUGGAAAGCUACUGGAACGGACAAAAUCAUCACCACUGAAGGUAGAAAAGUUGGCAUAAAGAAAGCACUUGUUUUCUAUAUUGGUAAAGCACCAAAAGGCACCAAAACUAAUUGGAUUAUGCAUGAGUAUCGCCUUCUUGACGCUUCAAGAAAACACAACCUUGGUAGCUCCAAAUUGGAUGAUUGGGUUUUAUGUCGCAUAUACAAGAAGAACUCAAGCUCGCAGAAGGAAGUUCAAUCGUUUUCGGGGAAAGAAUACAGCAAUGGUUCAUCGCCUUCCACAUCCUCCCAUGUGGAGGAUAUGUCGGACUCGUUUCCGGUAAUUGACGACCAGAGCUUUGCGCUUCCACGGGUGACAUCACUCAAAAUGCUACAGCAAGAAGACAAGUUCGGGUUUAAUAACAUGGGUGCCGGAAUUUUCUCUGAUUGGGUUACCCCGACGGAGUUUGACACGAUACCCGAAUUUGAUUCCGGAAGCCAAACACAGGGGAUGUUGAAUUACAGCUGUAGUGACUUUUGUGUCCCUUCAGCGCCGCCGUUUGGGCAGAUGGAUUUCUCGGCGGGAUUUAGGAACCCCACGGAAGAAGAGGUUCAGAGUGGCAUGAGGACUCACCGGGUUACCGAUAAUGAUAAUUUCAAUUUGUAUCAGCAUAAUCCAAAUGUGUUUUUGUCGGGCUUGGGCGACCCGUUUGGGUUUGGGUUUUCUGGUCAUUAG
Vicia faba (fava bean) is the source of this 996-nucleotide messenger RNA. NCBI's taxonomy places the organism in Eukaryota, Viridiplantae, Streptophyta, Magnoliopsida, Fabales, Fabaceae. The record is from the annotation of a GenBank genome assembly.